AUUAUUACCAGAACAUCGAAUCUCUUGUAGAUUUCACAGUCAGUUGUAUAGAAGCACUUGAACUGUUAACAUGUUUCGAAUUAUCAAACACCGGGAAAGCUUAUCACCACGAUUUUUCUGUAGGGGUAAACACACAGGAAAGGUGAUAGCAAUCCGCCGCGAGGAUCAAUCAGUAUGGGAACGACGAGCCUCUUUCAGUCCAGCAAUAGUGAAGAAGCUCAUCAAACAGGGUGUGAAGGUGAUUGUUCAACCAUCUAACCGACGAUCCUAUCCGAUGCAGGCAUACCUCAACGCAGGUGCUACGGUCCAGGAGGACAUAAGCGAGGCGUCGGUCAUUUUUGGUGUCAAACAGGUUCCGGUUGAUGCGCUGAUUCCGCAAAAAACCUACUGUAUCUUCUCUCACACUAUCAAGGCACAGGAAACUAACAUGCCUCUCCUAGACGCCUGUUUGGAGAAAAAUAUUCGUUUAAUCGACUACGAAAAAUUGAUGGAUCGUAACGGACAACGUUUGGUUGCUUUCGGCAAAUAUGCUGGUGUCGCAGGAAUGGUCAAUAUUUUGCAUGGUCUCGGUUUGCGGCUAUUAGCAUUAGGGCAUCAUACUCCAUUUAUGCAUAUUGGUCCAGCCCACAACUAUCGCAAUUCAUCAAUGGCACGACAAGCGGUGCGAGACUGUGGUUACGAAAUCGCUCUCGGAAUGAUGCCUAAAUCCAUUGGACCGCUAACAUUCAUAUUCACGGGUUCCGGUAAUGUAUCGCAGGGUGCUCAAGAAGUUUUCCAAGAGCUUCCCAUCGAGUAUGUUCCACCGGAGGCACUGCGAAAAGUAUCCGAACAUGGUAGCCAGAACAAACUGUAUGGAUGUGAGGUGAGUCGAGCUGAUCACUUGGAGCGGAGCGAAGAUGGCGGAUUCGAUCCUGUGGAGUUCGAUCAAUACCCAGAGCGAUACAUUUCAACAUUCAAUAAAAAGAUAGCUGCAUACGCAUCGGUAAUCAUCAACGGUAUCUAUUGGGCUGUAGGUUCACCAAAAUUGAUCACUAUCCCGGAUGCUAAAAAUUUAUUACGACCUGCGAACACUCCUUGGUUACCGACCAGCUCAGGAGCUCCUGCCCUUCCACACCGAAUGUUGGCAAUUUGUGAUAUUUCAGCAGAUCCCGGUGGUUCUAUUGAGUUCAUGAAUGAGUGCACAACAAUCGAUACACCGUUUUGUUUGUAUGAUGCUGAUCGAAAUAAGGAUAUGAAGAGUUUCAAAGGGCCAGGUGUUCUUGUUUGUUCAAUAGAUAAUAUGCCAACGCAAAUUCCGAGAGAAUCAACUGAUUUCUUUGGAGAUCUUCUUUAUCCCUAUGCUUUGGAUAUUUUACAAAGUGAUGCUGCGAAACCUUUAGAGGAUCAUGAUUUCUGCCAACCUGUAGCAGGAGCGAUAAUUUGCAGUAACGGAAAGUUAACACCUUCGUAUGAGUAUAUUAACGAACUUCGUGAAUUUAACAACAGAUCGAGACAGAAGACCGAGGGUUGUGAUACUAGCAAAAAACGAGUUCUUGUUCUGGGAGCGGGUUUUGUUUCCGCUCCACUCGUCGAAUAUCUGCACCGCGAAUCCAACGUCAGUAUUAAGGUAGGAUCUCAAAUUAAAGAAGAAGCUGAUCGAUUGGCUAAUCGUUAUCAAGGAAUCGAAUCGGUUUAUAUUAACGUCGAAGAUGAAAGCGCCAAUUUGCAGCACCUUUGCGAGGAAAGUGAUAUUGUAGUGUCCCUGUUACCCUAUUCUCUCCACGGACUGAUCGCAAAGCAUUGUGUCGCUGGGAAAACUCACCUUGUUACCGCCAGUUACUUGAAUGAUGAGAUACAAAACCUGGAUGAAAGUGCUAAGGAAGCUGGAGUUACACUUAUGAAUGAGGUUGGAUUAGAUCCAGGAAUCGAUCAUCUUCUUGCAUUAGAAUGUAUACAAGAAGUCCAAGAAAAGGGUGGUUCCGUUGAAUCCUUUGUUAGUUUUUGUGGUGGACUUCCUGCACCGGAGCAUUCCGAUAACCCACUUCGGUACAAAUUCUCGUGGUCACCUCGAGGUGUUCUACUUAAUACUUUAUCGGCAGCUAAGUAUUUAAGUAAGGGUCAGGUUGUCGAAAUUUCAGGAGGAGGAGAUCUCAUGACAGCCCCACGGGAACUGGACUUUCUCCCAGGUUUUGCAUUGGAAGGUUUCCCAAAUCGUGAUUCCACAAAGUAUAAACCGUUAUACGGGCUUAAAAAUGUCCAUACGCUUUUGCGAGGCACUAUACGAUAUAAAGGCUUUUCAGAUACAAUCAAACCGAUGCAAUUGUUGGGUUUGAUUGAUCCAAACCCUCAUCCAAUGCUGCACCCCCAUGGACCAGAGAUCACCUGGAGACAGCUGAUCAUCAACCUACUUGGAUUAGUUGAUGCAGACAUUUUCUACGAAAAUCUCAAGAGCAAAUUAGCAGAGCGGGUCUAUAGUAUCGAAGGAAUCGAGGAAUUGGGUUUAUUAGAAGAUAUACCAGUUGUAAAAAUGGGAUCGCCUCUGGAUACGAUAAGCUACUAUCUAUCGAAAAAGUUGGAGUUUGGUGAUAAGGAACGAGAUUUAGUUAUACUGCGGCAUGACAUUGGUAUCCGUUGGAAUGAUGGACGACGAGAAGAACGUGGAAUUAGUUUGGUGGCCUAUGGACAACCUGCCUUCAAAGGUGGACAUUCAGCAAUGGCAGUUACCGUCGGAUUCCCAGCUGCAAUUGCGACAAAAAUGAUAUUAGAUGGCGAAAUUCAACAACGAGGCGUCGUACUACCAUUUUCACCUGAUAUUUUCCGAACUAUGCUAGCGCGAUUGGAGAAUGAGGGACUGGUGGCAACAACCACUUCCAAAUUCUUGUGAUGUAUGAGUAUAUGCCGAAGAUCGUUCAAUAUAAAAUGAAUGCUUGACACAAACGAAAUAAACUCGUUUAAUAACAGUA
Messenger RNA from Malaya genurostris, 2942 nucleotides. RefSeq names its product alpha-aminoadipic semialdehyde synthase, mitochondrial (gene LKRSDH). The record is from RefSeq and is a predicted model, not a curated record. The coding region runs from base 71 to 2863 and encodes 930 amino acids. Gene Ontology annotation, molecular function: saccharopine dehydrogenase activity. Gene Ontology annotation, cellular component: cytoplasm. The transcript is spliced from 6 exons. Lineage: Eukaryota; Metazoa; Arthropoda; Insecta; Diptera; Culicidae.